Pollicipes pollicipes is the source of this 1270-nucleotide messenger RNA. RefSeq names its product neurogenic differentiation factor 1. NCBI's taxonomy places the organism in Eukaryota, Metazoa, Arthropoda, Thecostraca, Pollicipedomorpha, Pollicipedidae. Bases 260 to 721 code for a protein of 153 amino acids. The record is from RefSeq and is a predicted model, not a curated record. The transcript has a single exon. Gene Ontology annotation, molecular function: E-box binding; protein dimerization activity; DNA-binding transcription factor activity, RNA polymerase II-specific. Gene Ontology annotation, cellular component: nucleus. Gene Ontology annotation, biological process: axon development; positive regulation of transcription by RNA polymerase II; sensory organ development.
GCCGUGUGGAGGGUGUUGGUGCAGGGCGCUCCUCGCCGGGAGUUGCAGGUCACUGGAGUCAGCGUGAGGUCAAGAGAGGUCACGGCUCAAGUGUAGGGGUCAGACGCGAAACUCGACGGAGGUCAGCGUUUUUUUGUUUUGUUUUGUUUUUAAUCGAGGCGGCAGGUGAAAUCAAAACAGGCAACGGAGACGGACGCCGAAGGUCCUCCGAAGAUUGGCAGAGGUCACUGAAGGUCACCGGAGGCCAUCGCGGGUCGCCAUGAUCGACAGCGACCUCUUCAGCUCGUCGGGUAGCGAGAGCUCCGAUUUCGGCACGUACAGCGAGACGCGGCCUCCACAAGCCAGCUACGACGGCAACUUCUUCGAUCCGACUUCGAGCCUGGGGCUGCAGCAGCUGUCGUUCCUGCCGCCCGCCUUCUACUCGGAGGAGCCACCGCCGCAGUUCCAGUGCCACCCGAUGCCGCAGGAGGCGCCGGAGCGCCGCAGGGCCGGCCGGAGGAGGAACCACAACCCGCCGGCGGUGGAGGUGGUGAAGAAGAGGAGGACGGCCGCCAACGCGCGGGAGAGGAGGAGGAUGCACGGGCUGAACGACGCGUUCGAGAGGUUGAGGGAGGUGGUGCCCUGUCUGGGCAGCGACAAGAAGCUGUCCAAGUUCGAGACGCUGCAGAUGGCGCAGACGUACAUUUCGGCGCUGCAGGAGCUGCUGAAGAGAGGCAGCUAGCUCUUCCGCUGCGGCUCGCCGCGGCCGCGCGGUGCGGGGGGCGAGGUCGUUGGAGCCUGGAACUUGGGGUCUGUCUCGUGACGGACUGUACAUACAUGUCAGGACGCCUUGUGCAAUGAACUUCGUGGCCGUUUGCGGCAGAAUGGACGCGCGCAUCUUGGGGGCGCGGUGCGAGGAUGGGCUUGGCUUUAAACCACGGGAGAUCCACUUUUUGAAGGACUCCCGUCUGGGUAUCAUGAACCCAGCUAAGUUGGGCUGGGCAGGAUAGUGCUGACCGGGCGUGAGAUUAUUCUGUUAUCGAAUUGCGUGCCGUGCGAGUGACGUUGUUAAUAGGUCGGGUAAGCUCUGGCAGUGUGCUCGAGGAUAGAUGACAAACAAAACUCAGAUGAUACUGCUAUGUUCUGUGAUAAUACGCGUGUGUUUUUGACGGAAUGGGUGUAUAGUAAUGUUGAGUGCCUUCAUACGAAGUGCAUAUUUAUAUUUUGUUUUAUUCGUGUAAAUUUUGUCUAUGGUGUAUACCUACUGCUCAAUACACUAUGACCGCAUUAA